UAUAAAGAUUACACUGCGAUUUUCUUUCCAUAUACUACUGAGAAACGAAUGCUCUGCCAAGCAUUGGAUCUUUCAUAAACCUUACCGGCGUGCCUGCAGUUUCGUUGAAGGCAACAAGAUCUGACCGAGGAAAAAACGAACAGGAAGGACGAUAUCGAAGGCCUUGUCAUCAUCUGUCAUUGAAAUCCUACAUCCUCCAACUCACAGCGACCCAUUCCCCUGAAGCACCAGCUCACAAUCACUCAACAUGUCGUCCAAACUCAUGAACAUGAAGUUCAUGCAACGGGCCUCCGAAAACGCCGUCCGUGAAGAAGAAAAGAAAGUGCAAAAACGAAAAGUCGACGAGCAAUCAUGGCGACUAUCAUUCAAAGACCAACCCCCACAACCACCAAAGCUGAACGUCAAGUUCGAGGCGAGUUAUAGCGCAUUUGAUAGACCAAGUGGACGGACAUCCUAUGGAGGAGCCACGCCGGUGAAUGGAAGUGGAGAAAAGCCCCCGAUCGGACGGAUGAGUUUCGGGAACUUUAACCUAGACGUCGAGAAACUCCAUAACCCAAACGCAGGCCGCGGAUCAGGCGAAAUCAGCGAAGACCCCGAAGAUCAGUCAGAAGACGCCAUCGCACAGCGAAAACGAGACGAGUACGAGCGUGAGAAAAAGAUAUUGAGGGAUAUGAGUAAGAUGUCGAGUAUUAGUGGGAGUGGGUCGAGUAAGCAGGGCACGGCGGGGAAGAAGAGGAGGAGGGAGGAGGUUGAUACACCGAAGAAGAGGAGUGAGUGAGGUUUGGAUUGGGGAAUGUGGACACGGACAUGGGCGAUAUACCCUGGCGAGAACACGGCCACCACGACGUCGACCGGUUGAGAGCAGACGCUGUUGUCAACUUCUGUGCCGGUCGGGGAUAGUUUGAGCUCUAACGAAGUGCGCGUUUGGAAUGUCGUCAUGAAAGGAGGAAGAGGUGGUUGGCGUUCCUGUUCCAGAAUAUCCAUUUGCACUGCAAACGAGUCUGUCCAUCAC
Molecule: messenger RNA, 1012 nt
Organism: Saitoella complicata NRRL Y-17804
Lineage: Eukaryota; Fungi; Ascomycota; Saitoellomycetes; Saitoellales; Saitoellaceae
Exons: 2
Coding region: 248-778 (176 amino acids)
Biological process (GO): maturation of 5.8S rRNA
Source: RefSeq, a predicted model, not a curated record